Molecule: messenger RNA, 1546 nt
Organism: Acanthopagrus latus (yellowfin seabream)
Lineage: Eukaryota; Metazoa; Chordata; Actinopteri; Spariformes; Sparidae
Product: caspase-8-like
Exons: 6
Coding region: 167-1390 (407 amino acids)
Biological process (GO): proteolysis; negative regulation of extrinsic apoptotic signaling pathway via death domain receptors
Molecular function (GO): cysteine-type endopeptidase activity
Source: RefSeq, a predicted model, not a curated record
UACCGGCAGACAGGGGCUGUGGCUGCUUUUUCCGACAGUCCUACGGGUAGGCUAUUAUCUUUCCUCAGUGACUCCAGAGAUUUCAACACGGAAGUAGCUAAUCGUCACUGAAAGCGGUCUCAAAGUGAAAGUAAAACUUGAAGGGAAGACUUACUUACGAUUCAGCAUGAUGGCCACAGACACAAUUAGACAGAAUAAAACGGCCAUUCAGGAGAAAUUGUCUGAGGACUACGUCCUAAUCCUCAACAAGGUCAUUGAGAAGGAUCUGAUAACUAAAAGGGAGUACAACAACCUCAAAAGCAUCAAAGGAGAAAAUGUAGAGAGGCACGUCGUGGAGCUUGUGGAUAAGAUCAUGAAUAAAGGAGAGGGCACCUGCCAGAAGUUCCUGGACCUGCUGCAAACUGAUGAGGAGGUUAAAAGCACUUACCCUGAGCUGAAGGAGGUACUGUGGACCAACACCGGCCUUUCUACACCAGUCCAAGCCUCUUCAGCUGAACACAGCGAUGGUCCAUCACAAGAGAAGAGGCUUAAGGAGGAUGAGCAGUACCAGCUGAAUAGCCGGCCCACCGGCCUCUGCGUGAUCAUAAACAACGAGAACUUCUUGAAAAUGAAACAAAGAUGUGGAACUGACGCAGAUGCUGAAAGUCUGGCAAAGGUGUUCAGCUGGCUGGGCUUCAGAGUGCUGAUGUGUAAGGACCAAACCAUGGACCAGAUGGAUCAGACACUGAAGUGCUUUGCUUCUCUCAGCGAACUCUCUCAGCUGCAGAAGUUCAGUGUGAAGGAGUGGUCCGGCAAUAAAUUCACUGAUCUUCCGGUGGCUCCUCCAUCACUUACACAUGGCGAUGCCUUCAUCUGCUGUAUUCUGAGUCAUGGAAUGAGUGGCGUGGUCAGUGGGACUGAUGGGGAUCCUGAGGUCAGUGGGAUUGAGGGGAAGCAUCUCUUCAUUAGAAACAUAACAAGAACCUUCAAGGCAACCGACCAAUCAGCCCUCACUGGCAAGCCUAAAGUGUUCUUGAUCCAGGCCUGCCAGGCCCCGCAGGGUGUUAAGGAACUCCCGAAACACCGGGGAGUGCCAUCAAAGGAUCUGCAGGCUGAUGGUUCUCAUCCAACAUACAUUCCUGAGGAAGCUGAUAUUCUGGUUGCCAUGGCAACCGUUGACGACUAUGUCGCACACAGACACAUAAUAUCAGGAAGCUGGUUCAUCCAAUCUGUGUGUGAGCAGCUAGACUGGGGCUGUCAGAGGGGUGACGACAUAACAACCAUCCUCCACCGUGUGAACAUGGACGUGAGCGAGAAAGAGGGGAGCCGUCAACCUGGAGAAGUAAAGCAGAUGUCUGAAUUCACAGUCCGUCUGAGAAAGAGACUCGUGUUGACACCACAACAGAAAUGAAGCUCGCCGCAAAUCAUGUAACAACAGUAGAGUUAAUGUCCCAACUAAGGAUGUACUUUUUUUCUGUUUUUUAAAAAUCAUUUUUAAUCUUUUACAUUUCCAAGUCAUCACAAUGAGUCACUUAUGUUGCAGAAUAAAUCUGUGUUUUGAUUUUGA